Messenger RNA from Panonychus citri (citrus red mite), 2629 nucleotides. RefSeq names its product beta-2 adrenergic receptor-like. The record is from RefSeq and is a predicted model, not a curated record. The transcript has 4 exons. Lineage: Eukaryota; Metazoa; Arthropoda; Arachnida; Trombidiformes; Tetranychidae. Gene Ontology annotation, molecular function: G protein-coupled receptor activity. Gene Ontology annotation, cellular component: membrane. Gene Ontology annotation, biological process: adenylate cyclase-activating adrenergic receptor signaling pathway. Bases 952 to 2322 code for a protein of 456 amino acids.
CAUACUCAUGUUCUGAAUAAUUAUCAUAAUAUUAUCACGAUGAAUUCAUUGAUACAUUUGAUUUUCAUUUAUUCACCAUCAUGUUGUAUCUUCUUCUUCAUGAGAAUCUUUUGUUAUUCUAUUCGUUAGAUGGUUAUAUCAAUUUUUUCGAUUUCUGCGCAUUCCCAUUGAGAACCUGAUAACACAGGGUGAGUUCAGGGAGAGAAUCUCAAGAUCAACCUGUGGACUUGUAUUCACUGUUAACUCGACCUUUCUCAUGAACAGAACAACAAUCAAUCGGUAGUAGAGAGAAAAAAACUAACAGUUUAAGUUGAAACCGAGAAUUGAGUCUAUGUGAUUUUGUGAUUUACUUUUCUCUUUUCUAUCUCAGCAAAUGAAUAGUUUUCACUUUACUCGGCAAAUUAUCAUGAACGAAAUUUCUUGACAUUUUUUUACGAUAACAAUUUGAACAUUGUUAUAACUUCGAACCCUUUCAACUUUUUUCUUCUUCUUAUUCAUGAGAAAAGUUUUUCUUGUGAUUAUGUUCAUCUUACAAUCUCAACAUUGUUUGGAUUCUUGUGUCUCAGAUUGUUUCAUUUACCAUGAUGGUGAUUUUUCAAUGUCCGUGACUUUUGGUUAACGUUUUAUGUUCAUUCCCUCAAGAGAUAACCGUUGUCACCAUAUUCUUGAUUUUAUCCUUGAAUGAGUUUCGAUAUAUACUUUUGAUAAUAGAAAAAAAAAGUGAAACAUUGUCAAAGAGAAUCGAAAAGUCUAAAGGGAAAAUCCUGUUAACCGUUAUUUUCCUUUUUUUUCCUCUUGCUUUUCUCUUUCCAUGUUUUGAUAUCUUAAUCUUUUCCAUCAUCUUGUUUAUCUCUCAUCCAUCUACCAAAUUCUUCAUUCGAUUAUUUUUUUUCUUCUUCUUCUACUCUACCUCUUUGUCGUUCUCGCCUUGCCAAUGGAAUUCUGUUCACAAUGAAAAAUUCUUCCAACAUUGUGGUUCACCGAAACUCGGACAGUUUAUUGGUCACUCGAUACAUCAACAAUUCACAAUUCCCUUUAAGCUCAUCAGUUAAUUUGACAACUGAACCAACAGAAUCUUCUAGUUUACCCUCAUCUUCAUGGUUACACUCAUUCAUUCCUGAUGGAUAUGUUCCCGAAGAGAUUGAACCAAGAGAUAUGGUUACUCGAAUCAUCGGUGUAAUAAUCGGGUGUCUUAUUAUAGUUGGUACACUUUUCGGUAAUAUACUUGUCAUCAUGGUUGUUUAUAAAUAUCGUCGCAUGAAAUCAGUAACCAAUAUACUACUUGCCAGUCUGGCUUCAGCUGAUAUAACCGUCGCCAUUUUAGUUAUGCCCUUUUUAUUGGUCUAUGAUUAUCUACGAUUCUGGCCAUUCAGAUCAAUUCCGUGUCAUUUUUGGAUCUCCUGUGAUGUGAUGUGCUGUACAUCUUCAAUCCUCCAUCUAUGUGCCAUUGCACUAGACAGAUAUUGUGCCAUAACUAAUCCUCUUCGAUAUAAGACUUCAGUGAAUAGACGAAAUCUUUAUUGCAAUAUAAUCGUUAUUUGGAUAAGCAGUAUUACCAUUUCAUUUGUUCCAAUAUUCAGUGGUUGGUAUCAUGCUGGAACCAUUAACAAUAUCCUAACAUUUGACCAUCUCCCUGACUGUGAACUUAAGGUUAAUCGAAUCUAUGCCGUUCUAUCUUCUAGUAUUUCAUUUUAUGUUCCAUUGAUUGUUAUGCUUUAUGUUUACAUGAGAAUUUUGAUUAUCGCUGAGGAACAAUCUCGACAAAUUAAGCAGGUUGAAUAUACACUUAAGGAAAGUUCAUCCAUGGGUUCGACUGGAUAUUCAUCUAAUACAAGUGGAAGUCGUGAUUCUGGUGAUCUAUUUGAUUCGGGGAAACGUUUAAGGAGGAAAACUAAGCAGCUUCUCGUUGAGACAAAAGCGAUUCGUACACUUGGUAUUAUCAUGGGUGUUUUUUGUGCUUGUUGGCUUCCAUUUUUUAUUUAUUACCUUGUUGAAGCUUAUUGUGAUUCUUGUCAAACUCCUUAUGAGGUUAAAACGGGAAUUCAAUGGUUGGGUUAUCUUAAUUCAUCUCUUAAUCCAUUAAUAUAUGCUUUUUGUAAUCAGGAUUUUAAGAAUGCUUUUCGUCAAAUCCUUUUCAAUACACCAAGUUAUCUAAUCUCUUCGGAUACUUGUCAUGAUGAAACCAGUAGCUCAACAAAAUCUCACAUUCAGGGUAAUAGAUUUGAUAAAAAUUGUGAAGUUGUUGCUUUAAAAGAGAUCUCAGAUUAUCUAGUGGACCAAGUAACCAUUGGAUUAGCAGGUCGCAAAGUAGAUCAACAUUAAAUGACAGAUCGUCAACUCGAUUAUCGAUAAAGUUUUGAUUAAAUUUGUGACAAAUAAAAAACAACAACAAAAGUUGGAUUUGAGAAAAAACUUUUCACCAACUAAUCAAAUCUCAAUUUCUGUCAUUGAAACAAAAGCGAAUGUAUUAAUUUAUAAAUAAUUGUUAUGAUACUGUUAUGAUGACAAUCAUUUAAUGGACACAUUAUUUUACAUAAAACUGUAAAUCUUUUCUUGUGGUAAAUAUUAUACUUUGUAAAUCGAUUAAAAUUGUAAUCAUUGGAAAGAAAAUAAAUUUUAAAUCAUAUCG